CCCAUCCCCCCCUUCGCCCCCUCCCCACUUCGCCCUAUCCCCACUUCGCUCCAGCCGUUACAUAGAAAAAAAAAAUCUCAUCUAUUUUAUUGGCUUAAACAUCAGACGGCUCACGGGCGUCGCCGCUGUGAUUUUUUAUGUUGACAACCUGAUACAUUGCUGUCCGUCAUGAUUUCUGUUCGUUUCAGUGAGAGGUUUUUCAUCACGCAUCAAAGAGUUUACGAGUAGAGUAUAAACACGUACGGAAAAAAAGUGUUUUCUUUGCGUUUACGACUUUCAAUAAAACCAUCAAGUGGAAACUUAUGUUGACGCUGAUGUUUUAAAAAUGCGUGUUUGGGUGAGUGGAAAGAUGUGUACUGGGCUGAGUAAUGAUCGAUAGCGGUUGCAACACGAAAGGAAACAUUUCCACUUUCUCUGUUUGGACUGUCGUUGUGAAAUGCUAUCUGUAAAAAUCGUAAAAACUAUCUGUAUUGCAAUUACUUCACUUUUGUUCACAUACAAGAACGUGUAACGCACUCUGCCUCUAACUUGCAAUAUUCGGAAGACAAUGCUGGCAAAUUGAGGGAAAUUAUUGUUAUUGAAAAACAAGCCUUCGGCUUUUUACACAAAGCUUUAUUUUGACGACAAGAUGUUUCUUCGAUUGUCCAUGCCGCUGGUUCUGUUUCUCUUCGCUUGGCAAAGCGAGUCGACACCGACGGUCCAGCAGAACCGACUGAAGCUUCUCUACUACACCGCCUCAGACGACGGCAGCCAUCACCUGACCAACACCAAGAUUGCCGAAGCUCUCGUCAGGAAAGGACAUGACGUCACCUUCCUCCUUAGCGACAGCUGCACAAAAUGGCGGAACGCCAGCGGGGCUGACAUGUUCAAGUUUGCCGUGCACCGGUCACUGUACACGGCGGAGGACCACAAACGGAACGCGCGAGGGCUGUCUCGACAUGCUCUGCGUGGGGAGCUGAGAGGCGUGGUGAACGCGACGAAAUUCUUCCUGAGGCUGAGGUACUCCGCGGAUAGUCAGGGUCGCCGCGCGUGGUUCAACUUUCUAUGGAGCGAGUGCGAUAGCCUGCUGGGGGACAACGCGACGAUCCAGGCGCUGAGAGAAGAGAGCUUCGAUCUGCUGAUCGGGGACGAUUUGUCUGAUUGCCAGCCGCUGCUAGCAGAGACUCUGGGAAUCAAAUUUGUCUUGGUCAGUGAAAACCUCAUCCCGACAAAAGGAAGUUGGUAUGGCAUUCCAAACCAUCCAGCCUACAUACCCGAGCGCCAGGCAGGUCUAACCGACACGAUGAACCUGCCGCAGCGCAUCAUAAACACCUGUCGCUACGUCGUCAACGGUCUGGCCAGGCGAGUCGCGCUUUGGAAGUUUGAGGAUCUCCAGCGAAAGUACAACCUGAGCCCGGAGAAGCGGAUGCCGGAGAUGUUGGCCCAGGCUCAGCUCUGGCUGUUCUACGGGAAAUUUGGGCUGGAGUUCUCCCGACCCUUGCAGCCCAACACUGUGAUGCUUGCCUCGCCCAUGCUGGGUCUCUCUACCGACGAAAUGAUACCGAAGGACCAGCAGGAAUUCCUUGAUGCCGCUGACGAGGGCGUCGUCCUGUUUACGCUUGGCAGUCACGUGAACGAGAUGGAAACUGCGCAGGCCCAAAAGUUUGCCAACGGAUUGGCCAAGCUGAAGCAGCGCGUCAUCUGGCAGUUCCCUGGCAGCGUUACGCAUUUGCAUAUCGGGAACAACACAAAGGUUGUACAAUGGAUGGCCCAGCAGAAGAUAAUGGCUCAUAGGAACACCAAGGCGCUGUUGAGCCACGGUGGUCGGAACGGCAUGUACGAGGCGGCUUGGUACGGCCUACCCAUGGUCGGUAUACCCCUCUUCGGUGACCACUUCGACAACAUGGAGCGAGCAGUCGCUAAGGGGAUGGCUCUGCAGUUGGACAUCACCACGUUGACAGAGGACGCCCUCUACGACACGGUCACCAGCGUCAUCACCGAUCCAAGAUAUCGCGAGAGGGCGCAGCACAUCUCACGCCUGCUCCGCGACGAUCCAGUCAUUCCGUCCGAGAAGGCAGCUCACUGGAUCGCCCAAGUGGGCAAGUACGGCGGGGAGUACUUGCGCCCUCGUGCGGCCGACCUCAGCUGGAUCCAGUACCACCUGCUGGACGUGUACGUUUCCCUGUUCGCCAUUUUGUUCGGUGUGCUUGGUGUGUUGCUACUAGGCUGCAAGGGUAUUCUUUGGCUGGCGUCCCACAACCGCAGGCAACAGAAGAUAAAAAUCAACUAAAGGAAUUAAUGAAUCUAGAACUAUUCACAGCUUUUAAAGUAACGCACAUAGGGAUAGAAUUGCCUUUUAUGACGAUUGGGAGAUAAUGACAGUUUGUAAUUUUAAUUAAAAUUAAGUACGGAGGAAUUAGCUGUUGUGUGUGGUUUUCGUAUUUGUAAUUACAUGUAUAUGUUUUGUUUGGCAACGUUGAGUGUUUAAACAAAAAUAGUUAUGGUUAAAGUAAAUAUUAUAGUAAUCAAGAAUCCAACCGUGCAGAUAUUAUUUUCUUAAUAGUUGUAAUUAAGUUUUUAGAAGGUAUUAGGAAUAUUUAAUAUUUCACGAAACUAAAUGAACCUCCCACAUCUUAAUGGUAGAUCAGGGAUGGUCCGUGAGUCAUUCACAUCCCUUACCGUAGAAACAACGUUCUCCUGUCUUUUGAUUUCUUGUGAUGAAAGUUUUAUUGUGUUUUACCUGGCUUUUGGAUAUUUGUCUGUGUGGGCGUGUCCAUCUAUUCAAACCGUGGACGAAAAAUACCAGUGAACAAAAGAGAACAACAUCGUCCACGAUUCCCAGCAUACGUCCACGAUUGGGGUCGUGUACAAAACAUA
Messenger RNA from Patiria miniata (bat star), 2856 nucleotides. Its product is annotated as 2-hydroxyacylsphingosine 1-beta-galactosyltransferase-like. Bases 629 to 2269 code for a protein of 546 amino acids. The transcript is spliced from 5 exons. Gene Ontology annotation, molecular function: UDP-glycosyltransferase activity. The record is from RefSeq and is a predicted model, not a curated record. NCBI's taxonomy places the organism in Eukaryota, Metazoa, Echinodermata, Asteroidea, Valvatida, Asterinidae.